CAGAAGGAACUGGAACGAGCGUAUGACCUAGUUUUUCACUGGUUUGAAGUGCCAUUGGUAGAGGAAUCCUCAAAAGCAAUCAUAUAUGUUUAAACGUCUGAGUGAGUUAUUUCAUGCGAUAAAGCGAGAAAAUAUGAGAUUCUAAUGUUAAAAGAGUUUCGCCCAAAGACAGACAGUUUUCUAAGAUGUAUUCGCUGCCACGGACGUGUGCGUGUUAACAUAUUUCGAUAUGACUUUACGUAAAGUUGCAGCUUCUAUUCAUGAAAAAUAAAUAGAAAUCAUCUACGGUUAAUAGUACUGACAGAAACCGAAGGUAAAACAAUGUUAUCAUUUUCGAAGAAAACUUUUGCCCGGUUGCCUUGAAGUAUUUAAUUAUUUUUAUUUUUACCGUGUGUCUUCUAGUAAUGUGUUUGAAAACAUUUUUCGAUUUUAUUUUGCAUAUUUUUAAUGAAAGCCGCAGUGAAGAACAUUCACCUUAUGAAAAGUUUUCAUAAUGCUCAACUCCUGCGGUAAUAGUUACAGAAAUUCCACUAUAAUUUAAACAAGAGUAAAAGGAGCUCAAAAAUUCUAUAAUCAGUAAUGUUAUUUCUUUUCAACAAAUAUUCAAUUUUGCUGAUAUAUAUACCAGCUGUUAAAAAGUAGUUGCCAUUUUAAAGGUGAAAAAAAAAAAAAAAAUGGCUGAAAAACAAAAAGUAAAUCUUAAAACUUUCGUCAUUCCUUUUUUAUUAGUAUCAACUUUACUAUUCAAUUUGGCUGUCUUGUACCGCAGUCACUUCACAAAUGCAGUCGCUUUAUCUAAGUCAUGUGACAAUUCUUCGAAUAUAUCUAAGCAGCCCUUUGACAGAUACAUACAUAUCGCCUUUUUCGGGAAAUAUGCAUUUAAAAAUAUGAAGAUAGUGCGUGGUAUGGCUAGAACCUUCAGUAGUAUUUUAAAAAAUACACAAAGUCCUAUAUUUUUGCAUGUUUUACUGGAUCUCAACAGCAAACAAAGGACUGGAAGAACUCUCAAGAAAGUAGCAAGGACAUUUCGCCGAAGACUAAACAUAACUUAUUAUGAUGUUAAUGACAUGGCAAAACAGAAUCAGGAUACUGUUUCUGCUAUCAGAAAAUUAUUCUUUAGCAAAGAUGUUGGACGCUACAACGACGACAUUUUCUUCCUAUCUGAGGUAUUCCACGAAGCUUUCCCGAAAAGAUUACAUCAAGUUAUUUUCCUCGAUGUUGAUCUGAAAUUUUUAACUGACAUUCAGAAGCUUCAUCAAGAGUUUGACAAAUUUCAACCGAAAAAUGUUAUCGGGAUUGCGCCCGAUCUUCAACCACAGUACCGAGUAGACUUUGCCAAAUUCAGAACGAAGAAUCCAGGAACUUCAGUUGGAUCCCAUAGACCUGGUAAACAAGGCUUCAAUACUGGAGUAGUACUAUUCGAUUUAGAUCGAAUGAGGAAGUCUGAACUUUACAACUCUCUUUUAAAUGAAACUUUAUUAGAGAAUUUAUGCAAAAAAUACGAAUUCGAAGGUUACCUUGGUCAUCAAGACUUUUUUACAUUGACUGGUAUGGAAUUUCCAGAGUUAUAUUACAAAUUAGAUUGUUCUUGGAAUCGUCAACUUGAUGUUGGAUGGCGAAAUGAAGUAGAUAAUGCGAUUUUUGAUCUUUAUCACCAAUGUAAAGGCAAGAUAAAUAUUUUGCAUGCUAAUGGUGACGCUGUUCUUCCGGAUGAUUAAAUGUAUAAUAUUUAGUACAUUUAAAAAUGAAUGUUAUGUGCAAUGAUCCUCUUGAUGUCUCCCUAAAAUAAUAUCUCCCUAAAUAAUAUCUCUUCUAUCUCUACAUCAAAUAUUUUAUUUAAUAAACUGCCUUCCUUCUCUUUUCAAAAGUUAAAACUUGUUAAGUUGUUAUAAAGAGAAUCCCUUUUUUUUUUUUUUUUCAGCUCAAAGAAAGCUUCGGGAGUUAAGAUGAAAACAUUCGUAGCAUACACCGCAUCACGUUUAUUUUUAAAACUCUACUGUUUUGUUGUUUCCAUAUACCUUUCCAUGACUGUAAUGAAGACAUCAAAAUUUUGAAAAGCAUCGAAACAAUUUUUUACCGUUUAUGUCUGUGCAUCACAAAAGUGUCAGAAACCAUUAAGAAAACAAACAUCAUUUAGCCGAUAUAAUUAAUUUAUAUUUUUACAGGCUCUUUUAGUUAAUGAAAAGGUUCUGUAAUCUAACAAAACAUAUGUUUCAAUUUCUAGCAUAUAAUACAUUGCAAGUUGGCCCAAAAUAAUGAUAUAUGUACUCGCUUUAAGGCGGCCAGCCUCUCCUUUCGAAAUAUAAAUUUAAUGCUGUGUCUAGUAUCUUUUGUUUAAGCUUUUAUUCUGUUACAUUUUGAGAAAUUAAACUAUUCCUUAGCGACUACAAUUGCAACAUAAUGAUUAACACAUCACUUAACAGAUGGAAGGUCUGUGGUUCCUGUCGAGCACGCAGUAGAUUCUUCCAUCUUUUGACUCUCUCUCAAAAAAAAGAAAAAAAGAAAAAAGUACCUUUACAUAAGUUGUGUAUUAUUCCUUAGUAAAGUAGGCUGAAAUUUUAUGUUCCGAAUAUUAACAAAUAAAUGAAAUUUGAAAUCAGUUAUUCUUUUUAUCGCAAAUUUUUUUUCACACUCCCAGAUUAGUAAAGUCGUAAUCUUUGCAUAGUGAUUAUUUGCUCACAUUUAAAUUAAUUUUGAUCUUCCAGAGAUUACAAUUUAUAAAUUCUAGUACCAUAUUUAUAAGAAUGUUUGAAAUAUGUAGUAAUCAAAACACUUGUCCAAAAAGAAUAUAAUAAGAAGCAAAUAUGUCUAAAAUAUAUAUGAACAUGUAGAACUCGAUGCCAGUAUAUAAUAAAAUUACAACAUCUGCAUUUAACUUUGCAUGAAAGAACUUAACACUAGAUAUUAAACUAGUUUAUUCAUGCGAAAUUAUUCACAAUACACAUCUGUUAUGAUAAUAUUAAUCAAAAUUAAGCACCUCAAACAUGUAAAUAUCACGUAUGAUAUGUAUUUGCUUACAUUUCUGUAGCAUCUGUAAAACAGUACUAUCAUCUUAAACAUGUGAAAUUUCAUACCCUGAACUCGCUUUUUAUUGCCAUUACAAUAAGUCACAUAUUUCCUGAGAAUAUGCUUAGCCUUAAAAAUAAAAUUAAUGCGCCGUUAAUUAUCAAAUAUUUAUUGAAUCUUUCAUUGUUAAGGAGUGUUAUACGUAUAUUUUAAAUGUAUUAUAUUUAAUGUUUUCAUUAAAUGGUAAAACUUAGCAUAAGUUCACAAUAGUAACAUAAGUUAACAACAUAAUAAAUAACAACAUUAGUAACCCAUUAACAUAAGUUACUAAUGUUGUUAUUUAUUAUGUUGCUUCAGAUUUGUUUGAACAUUAAUCCCAUUUUACUUCCUGCUUCCCAUGCAUCAAGCACAUAAAUAACAAUUUUUAAAUUUUUCCUUUAGUGUGUCACUUUUCCCAUUAUGCCGAAAUUCUGGACACACAAAUGCAAAUGUAAAUGUGAAACGUAAUUCAUCUUUCCAGUUUGCUUGAAAACAUAAAUAUGCAUUGUAAUAAAGGAAAUUUAAGACUU
Stegodyphus dumicola is the source of this 3575-nucleotide messenger RNA. RefSeq names its product xyloside xylosyltransferase 1-like. The record is from RefSeq and is a predicted model, not a curated record. NCBI's taxonomy places the organism in Eukaryota, Metazoa, Arthropoda, Arachnida, Araneae, Eresidae. Gene Ontology annotation, molecular function: xylosyl alpha-1,3-xylosyltransferase activity. Gene Ontology annotation, cellular component: endoplasmic reticulum membrane. Gene Ontology annotation, biological process: protein O-linked glycosylation via N-acetylgalactosamine.